Molecule: messenger RNA, 5825 nt
Organism: Copidosoma floridanum
Lineage: Eukaryota; Metazoa; Arthropoda; Insecta; Hymenoptera; Encyrtidae
Gene: sima
Product: HIF-1 transcription factor component sima
Biological process (GO): regulation of transcription by RNA polymerase II; cellular response to hypoxia
Cellular component (GO): transcription regulator complex; nucleus; cytoplasm
Molecular function (GO): protein dimerization activity; DNA-binding transcription factor activity, RNA polymerase II-specific; RNA polymerase II transcription regulatory region sequence-specific DNA binding
Source: RefSeq, a predicted model, not a curated record
AUGGUGACCCCGGAGGAGCAAUGCCACGCCGCCACUGGUGUUUGCCCGAUCCAACAGCCAGGGUCAUAUUUCUGCUCGCGCCCCGUCCUGGAGACGCUUGCUUCCUGCUUCGAGUCAACUGUCCCCGGUGUCAGGUGUGGUGGCAGCCAGGUGUCCGGGCCCGUUGACGUCGAGGACCUCGCCGGUGUCUUCUCCACGGCGGGCCAGCCAUCGGUCCGGGAAUGCACCCAAAAACCACGCCCUUACAAGGUCAAUGGGUACCCGCGACGUCCACCUGGACCAUCGCCCACGUACGUCGAGGAGGCUGCAUUGGCCUACUGCACGGACACCAGGUGGAUGGCCUGUCCGGCUACGAGCUACUGUCCUCUGUACGAGUCGCAGCGCCCCAUAGAUUCCUGGCACGUGCUGCCCUGUGCCCAGGAGCUACUCCAUGGCUAUUUUCCGAAGCUGCUGACGAAGCUUGAAAUCCAGCCAGAAGUGGACGAGCUCCUUCUCACAGCCUUAGAUGGUUUCGUGCUCGUCCUGGACAAUAAUGGCGACAUGGCCUAUCUUUCACCGAACGUUAAAGACUAUCUCGGUAUCGCUCAGAUGGAUUUGAUGGGCCAGAGUGUCUUCGAUUACAGCCAUCCGUGCGACCACGAUGAAAUCAGAGAAUCGCUGUCGCUCAAAACAUCCGAAGCUGUCGAGCAUCACAAUCCCUGCAACAUUUUCUUGCGGCUCAAGUGCACGCUCACAAGCAAGGGUCGCAAAGUCAAUCUCAAGAGUGCGUCCUACAAGGUCAUUCACUGUAGGGGUAGGCUGAUCGUACACCCAAGCACUAAAGCAAUAACGAAUACCAGCAAAAGCGAUGACAAUAGUAAUAACGAAAAUAGCAAUGGCGCUGAUGAGUCCGACAGUUCGGAAGAGAGUCACGAAAAGGAACCUGGAGCUUCCUUGGUUGUUGUCGCCUCUCCCGUGCCACAUCCGGGUAAUAUCGAAAUACCGAUGGGCAAAUCGACAUUCCUGUCGCAACAUAAUCUCAGCAUGAAGUUCACUUACGCCGAUGACAAACUUGCUGAAUUCCUUGGCUGGGAGAGCAAUGAUUUGAUGGGUCAAUCAGUUUUUGAGUUUCAUCACGCUCUUGACAACGUAUCAUUGGACAAGUCUUUUAAAUCGCUGUUUAGCAAGGGACAGUGCGAGACAAUGGCCUACCGUUUCCUGAACAAACAGGGCGGUUAUGCCUGGGUCGUCACCCAAGCGACUCUCAUCCACUGCUCGAGACUCCAGAAGCCGCUCUCCGUCGUCUGCGUCAACUACUUGCUAAGCGGUGUCGAGCACGAGGAUGAGGUGUACAGCGUGCGCCAGGUGGUGGCGCGCGACUCCCGCCUGCACUUGCUGAACGAGCUCAAAGAGGAGGCAAAGGAGGAGGAGCCGGUGGAAGUGCCAGAGGACAAGGCGCCGAAACCCCUCGUGCCCCUCCAGCCAAAGAAGACCCCGGUGUCGUGCAUCGCGUCGCUGCUCCAACGCGCCCCUACUGUCCACCAACUGUCGAGCCCCUCUCCCCUCACUCUCAAAUCCGAGACCGACUCCAACAAGGAAAACGACAACAACAAUCGGACGGCCUCCGCCAAGGUAAAAGUGCCAUUCUGCGAGCCCGAGGCCAUUCGCCGUACUCCAGCGGGUCCCGUGCCGCCGUCGUUCUCCUCCCCGGACCCGGUGGUCUACCAGCCGCCCUUCAGCCGCCCCGUGCCCCAGACAGCGACCGCCAGUAUCUUCGCGCCUCGGACCGAGGACAUGAACACGGGCUUCCUCAUGUUCUGCGAAGACCAGCCUGGCCUCACAAUGUUGAAGGACGAGCCCGAUGAUUUGACCCACUUGGCCCCGACCCCGGGAGACGUCUGCGUCCCGCUGGAUCCACCCUUUCUCACGGACAUGUUCGACGAGUUCAUACUCAGCAGCAACUACUGCCCGCUUCUCAGUCCCGAGUUGUCCAACGAGCCGCCCGACCAUCCCGCGACCGCCUGCAACAGCCACGAUCGCGGCAGCACUGCGAGCAACAACAGCUGCACCGGAAGCUGCAACGGCGAGGCCGUCGAUCCCCUCAAGGCGAUCCUCACCGACGAUGGACUCAAGGCGGAGGACUCCAACUCCUCGGACGGCGACCCGUUCAUCUACAGGGACUCGUCCAGUCGGUGCAGCCUCGGCACCGACCUGCACUCGCCCACUUCCUCCAAAAGUCCAGAGAGCAGUGGCGGGGGCGACUCCCUGGGCAGUCCGUACGGCAACCGAGACGCAAAGUCUCUCAACUCUUACGUCAAGGGCGAGACCCACGUGUCGGACGACGAUGGCCUGUUGACGAUGAACUUCAACGACAUGAUGUACGACGAGGAGCUGGAGAUGCGGGCCCCCUACAUACCGAUGUGCGAUCAAGACGAGACCCUGCAGAUGCUCAUGUUCGACGACAUGGUCAUGUGGGGGGCCUCGACGACGCAGAAAAAGCCAAAACUAUUAUCGGAAGCAGCCGAGGAGAACUCAAGCUUGGCGCAGCUGUUGACGAACGAGUCGAGUUUGAAGCAAACUAAAGUCCAUGAAAACCUGGUCGUCAAUCCGGUCCAAGUCUUGGGACAGGUCAGCGUGCAAUGUACUCCCACGGCGCAAGACAUCACUGCCGAGCGCGAGAACACGAACAAGCGCGUGCACUCGUACUCCUCGAAAUCGGGUGUAGGCAACAAACGCGUGAAACACGCUGAUCUGCCCAACGUGACGAGCUGCAACCUAAACAGCGGCAAAGCGACGAGGAGUAACCUAUCCAGUCUCGAGAGGAUGCUGUCGGAUCCGGUGCAGAGCAGUCAGUUGUUGCAGCAGCUGGUCUCCCAACAGGUGCCCAAAAAUCGAAAUUGGCAGGAUAGCCAGCAAAUAAGUGUUGGCGAGCCGAGAAAUCGACUCCACACGGACGACAACAACAGAGGCAACGGCACCAGUCGCAGCAACAACUUCUCCGAGGAGUCACAUGUGCGUCGCCUGGACGACAAAGGUGGCGGCAACGACAGCUGUGGCAUUGGCGGUGGUGAUGCCACUUGCAGCAGCAGUACGAGCCAACGAUUGGUAGAUUCCAAUCCUCGCCAAGUGGAUGCCAAAGGUGGCGGAGUCAAUGUCCUGCGUAGAGGUCCACUCGUGAGUGACGGAGUCGGUAAAUCACCGCAGCAGCAGUCCAACAGCGUUUUGAUGAAUCUAUUGGUGUCCGGUUGCGACGUCGAGAUGAAUAACAACAACAGCGGGAACAAUAAUCUGCAAUCAGCGCAGCAGCCGUCGCCGCAGUUAUUCGUGCCGCGGAUGUUGGUGCUGCCGCCGGACAAAUUGUCGCUGUCGCCCCUGCGCAUAAGCGCGGACGAGCAAAGAGCGGGUUAUCCGCGUUGCGGCUGGUUUGACGACAGCGCGACCGGCAACCCGAGCUCUUUGAGAGACGAGUCCAGCCCCGGACCGAUGAGGGACAAGCUCGAGAUGCCCCCGCCGCUGGUGCGCCCGUCUGCCUUGCACCAGCCGCCCCCGAUAUCACCGCCCCAAUCCUCGCCGGCCUCCUGCUUUGACAUGUUCAACUACGACGAUUUCGUCAAUGCCACCACGAUGCUGUCGGACGAGGCCGUGUUGCUCGACAGCCUCAUAUGAUCAGAACGGGCAUAUGAUUAAUAAUGCCGGUUAGUUUAUUGGGGCCGUUUUUUUUUACCAUUGCAAUGACGACGUAUAUGUAGUUGAUUGUCGAGAUGAUUUUUAUUCACACGUGUGUAUAUAAGAGUAGAUGAAAGGGAUUUUUACAGUAGCCGGCGGAGGAAAGUUUUACAUUUUUUAUGUUCAUGUAGAAUGAGUUGCUCUUUUUUUUUCAUAAUCGUAGUGAAGAGAAGCCAUAUCGUAUAGUUCUAUGUAUUUGUCUAUAUUAUUUUUUAGUUUUUUUUUUUUUUUUUUUUUUUAUUUUCAACUUUUUUGAUUAUUAUACUCGAGUAUAAUAACGGGGUUUGUCUAGAGGAACGUGAUUUCACGUGCACCGUUUGCGUAUAGUCACGAAAAAAAAUGUUUCGGCGCUAAAAACGGUUUGCCAAAAAUAUUGGCGAUUAAGUAUACUUUUCUCAUUCAAAACUUGCGCAAAAAAUUUGUGAAAAGUAAAAAUAAGAUAAAUAAUGUUGAAAACGUUGUUAAACUUUUAUUUAACAAAAGAUUUCGUCGUACAGUUGUGGAAAAUUGCGCAGCAUUGCAAACUGUAAUUAGAUCGACCUCAAAAUCGACGGGCACAAGAAAAAGUGCAUUUUUAGUUUACUGUUCAACAAAGUACCAUGACAUACAGGUGUGAAAAAUUAACUGUAAAUCCGCACGGUAAUCCGUGUACCCUUUUUGAGGUAUCAUCAUUAGCAAACACACGGUGAACUGUGCCCCGACUAAAGUUAGUUGCGUGUAUCAACUCUUUUGUAUGUUUUCUCUUUUACCGACGCUAUUGUAUAAUACAUUUACAAACCCAAACAUUACGUGUGUCGUAUAAAAAUAUCAAUAGUGUUUCGUCAGAUAUUGAUUGUCACUUAUACCCCAACUUGUGCCGCAAUAUGUGUGAGUCAAUGUAGAUGUGACUACUAUUUAAUCGUCUCUUACAUAUUUAAUUUUUUUUGGUCGAUCUAAAAUAUUUUUAUUGACUUUCAACGUUUACCGACGUUUGCUCGUUACGCCUUGAUUGUCGCUUUACCAAUAUCAACAAUCAGUAGAUAAUAAGACUAAAAGUUUUUUUUAUAAAAUGAUUGAACGUGUAAACGUAAUCGCGAAUAAAAAAAAAUAAAAAAAAUGAUUGAUGAUGUCGCAUCGUUCAGUUAUAUAUGGCUGUACUGAUGGUCAAGUGCAAAAAAUGAGGAAUACCACACAGCGUAUAGAGAUUAGAUAAAUAACUAGAUUAUUUUAACUGUUUUGUUAUGUUGAAAAACAACUUUAAAUUUUAGAUAUUAAUGUAAAAUUCGCUCUGCAUUUCUUCAGCAGGAUAUUGAUAUUUGUCACAUUUUAAAUGGUAAUAAUUUCACAUUAAGGGAAAUUUUUUUAUGUGCUUACCUUUGAACUUAAUAACCCAGACCAAAAUACAGCAGAAAAAAAUAACAUUUACGAACGUGCGUCAACAAAUGAGUAAUGAUAAAAAAAAGAUUUUUUAAUUAAUUUAUUUUUGUAAAAUUCUACAGGUGCACUGUAACCUUUGCAACUCGUGCAUUAAAAUGUAAGAUCAUGACUUAAAAAAAAACAUGAACACGGAUAGAUAAAUAAUUGUGAAACAUAUAGCCUGCAAGAACUGAAAUACAAGGUUAACAGUAUAAGCAAUGAUUCAUUUAGCAGUUAUACAUGUAUUGAGGAUUAUUUAAGUUAUACAUGAAAUGAAUAAACUAACAAAAUAAAAAUAGCUAUUAAGUAUGGAGAGACUUUGCAUCUUACAAAAAAAAGGGAAAAAAAAAAAAAAAAAAANAAAAAAAAAAAAAAAAAAAAAAAAAAAAAAAAAAAAAAAAAAAAAAAAAAUAGCAAAAUGACUGCCAUAAAUCAACCAAUCCAUAUAAGUGCGAGUAAAUCAAAGAGUCAAAGAUGAUUACAGCAUGGAAACGAUAGGAGCAGAUGGCGUUUAUAACAGGAUGACGCGCACCACGAUGUAAUGUCGUAAUGUGAUAAAAGCAGAAACUUUGUUUUGUGCCACUGUAAUGGGGUGGAGAUAUGCGUGGAAUAACGAUAUACGAUAUUAACACGUAGAAAACGGGAAUCAUUAUUGUAAAGGUUAUUGUAAUAUUUACUAAUGUUAAUACAAUUAUAUUUUGCAUUUGAAGAUAACAAUAUACACU